AUGGCGGUGAGUUUUACGGCGGUGGUGGCGAGAUCGAGUGUUCAAGAGGUUCUUUUGAUUCCCCUGAAGGCCCCAAAGAUGCACAUGGGGGCACCAGCAGUCUUUUUUUUUGAAGAGGAGAUUUCACAAUCAGAAAAUUUUCUGCAAUUUGCAUUGGUCUCGAAGUGCACACAGGGCAGGCCCCCGUUGUUUGAAGUUAAAAGGACGUUGCAGGCAGACUUCCAUCUUGCUGUAGAUGUACUUGUAUCCUCUCUGGAUUCAAGGCAUCUGCUCCUUCUUUUCAUGCUGCAAUCAGACUUCAUUCGAUUGUGGCUUAAGGAGCAGACCUACAUUAAAGGAUAUCCAUUCAGGUUCUUCAAGUGGACACGUGAGUUCAAGGUAGGUUUUGAGGCGUUUGUUGUGCCGAUUUGGGUGUCGUUCCCAAAUCUCCCCGUGAAUCUUUAUCAAGGGAACUUCUUCAAAUUGGUGGCUGGUGCGGUGGGCAAGGUUCUUAAGGUGGACGGUGCAACCACGGUGGUAUCGCGCACGAUAGCUGCCAGAGCCUGCGUCGAGAUUGAUUUGAAGUCGUGUUUAUCGGAGAAGGUGUGGAUAGGCUAUGGUGCCUCGGGUUUCUUUCAACAGGUAGUGUAUGAAAGGCUUCCUGCCUAUUGUACUGGUUAUUCAAAAUUGGGAUACUGCGUGGAGCAAUGUAGGAGGCGUUCCACAGGUAUUCAGAAAGAGGGGGUGCAAGGUGUUAACCUUUUGCAGCCGGGUGCUGGCAAGUUGGUUGAGGGUGUAGCCGAGACAUGCGACGCUCCAGCAGUAGUGGAUGGUGUAUAA
Molecule: messenger RNA, 819 nt
Organism: Telopea speciosissima
Lineage: Eukaryota; Viridiplantae; Streptophyta; Magnoliopsida; Proteales; Proteaceae
Exons: 1
Coding region: 1-819 (272 amino acids)
Source: RefSeq, a predicted model, not a curated record